Aspergillus vadensis CBS 113365 is the source of this 2065-nucleotide messenger RNA. Its product is annotated as Brix-domain-containing protein. The transcript has 5 exons. Lineage: Eukaryota; Fungi; Ascomycota; Eurotiomycetes; Eurotiales; Aspergillaceae. Gene Ontology annotation, molecular function: rRNA binding. Gene Ontology annotation, cellular component: nucleolus. Gene Ontology annotation, biological process: ribosomal large subunit assembly; rRNA processing. Bases 41 to 2065 code for a protein of 674 amino acids. The record is from RefSeq and is a predicted model, not a curated record.
AACAGAUUCGGAGUCUUCAAAUCCCUACAACCCAUACACCAUGGCAUCCGUUUACAAGACUAUUUCGAAGAAGGCAGCUCGUCAGCUGGCCAAGGAGGAGGAGUUUGAUGAGGAGGAUAUCGAGAUGGAGGAAUUUCUCGACAAUGCCGACGACACCACCGACAGUGAAAGCGAUGAAGAAACUACGACCGAAUCGGCCAAGAAGCAGCUCGCUCAGGGAUUCAUGCCCAAGACUCGUGUACUGAUGCUGACAUCUCGAGGUGUGACAUACCGCCAUCGACACCUGCUCGCCGACCUUGCGUCUCUGCUCCCCCACACUCACAAGGAAAGCAAACUCGACACCAAGAAGAAGACCGCUGGAUACAACCUGCUCCUUAACUCUCUCGCCGACCUUCACUCCUGCAAUGUGAUUUUCUUCCUCGAGGCUCGUAAGCAGGGUCAAGACUUGUACCUUUGGCUUGCUCGCCCUCCCAACGGACCGACGAUCAAGUUCCACGUCGCCAACUUGCACACAAUGGCCGAAUUGAAUGCUGGAUUCAGCGGCAACUGCCUCAAGGGUGGCCGUGGUCUUGUUGUUUUCGAUCGCUCUUUCGACGAACAGGGUCCGCUCAUGAGCCAACCCGGCAACGAAUACCGGGGUCUGAUCAGAGAGAUGCUGCGCGGUGUUUUCUGCGUCCCUAAGCGUGGUGUUAAGGGCAUGAAGCCGUUUAUUGACCGCAUCAUUGGUGUGUUUGGUGUGGAUGGCAAGAUCUGGAUCCGUGUCUACGAGAUCCGCGAGUCUGAGGCUGGAAAGAAGUCUGAGGAUGGUGCAGAUGCCAAGCCCGCUCCCAAGAGCAAGGACGGUCAGCCGGAGGUUUCUCUGGUCGAGAUCGGCCCCCGCUUUGUUCUUACGCCUAUUGUCAUCUUGGAGGGCAGCUUUGGCGGUCCUGUCAUCUAUGAGAACAAGGAGUACGUGAGCCCGAACCAGGUCCGUCGCGAGGUCCGCAUGAGCAAGGCUGCUCGCUACGCCAAGCGCAGAGAUGUGCAGACCGACCGGUUCGCGAAGCGGUCGACCCUGGGACUGGGAGAAGGCGAGAGGAAGCCGGAUGCGCUCGACACGAGGCAACUAUUUAACGGCGGGUCUCCCUUUGCCUGCCCCGGAUUUCCUCAGCGCAACUGCACCCUUUCGCUCGUCAUCAUGGCAUCCCUUUCGCAAUACAGCGCUGGGUGGUUGCUGGGUGCUCAUGCACCUUCUUCCACAAUGGCCUCCACUCUGUCUUGCUUCCACUGUGAAUUGAUCACCCCCAAGGGCGGGCUAUUGCUCCAUAUAUUUCGCUCAUGCGAUUCAGUCACCGAUGUUAUGAACCUUGCAAUGACUUGCCGGCGACUUCAUACCGUUUUCCACCGGUCCAAUAAGCUACAAACCCUCGUUGAUGUUGCCGAGUCUGAGUUCGGUCCAUUGGAUGAUAUCAUCCAGAUCCGUGCCCAACUCUUGCACAACUGGUCUACAGCCGAGCUGGCGGAGAUUGAGGACGUGCGUUUAAUCAUCGGUGAUAUUGUGCAGAACCACAUCUGUCCCAGCAACGGGACCAUUCAACGCAAGUUCCGAAAACGCUAUCCGGAAAGUAACCAUCAAUUGACGUUCAAUAUCCAUCUAAAUUAUCCUUCGAGCAGUAGUCCCGCUGGUGCACCUAGUCUGUUCGAGAAGAACCCCAAUUCGGCCGAGCAGUAUUUCCACACCGCGCACCCUAGCAACUUCACUGAAUCGCCCGCUAAAUAUAAGUCGCGGUUUCGGAACGAUUACUUCCAUGACCCUGGUUCUGAGGGUUGGGGUGACGAGAUCCCACAUUAUUAUGUUGUGCAAGACAUGCUGAAACUCGAUCCAGGCCAGGUGAUCUGGCUACGGGAGCAUGCACUUCUCAAGGAACAGGUGGAGACUUAUGUACGCUCUUUUGGGGACUGGUUCCGCGACAAUGGCGAGACCUUUGGCGAUACGCUAGAGUGGGUGAUGAAAGAGCGGGGAGAUGAUAUUGAUGAGUUUCGAGCUGCUAUUGCAGACCGGGAGCUAGGCGUGGUGUGGGAUUGA